GGAAAAUCUGAAAAAUCAAGCAAACGGACGUGAGAAAAUCGAUUAGGGGCUGAGAUGAAAAUCCCUAAACUCCUAGGGUUAUAUCUGAAAACCAGUAACUUCCCUCUACCCGUUCAUCCCGGAAGACCGAAACCCUAGCCUGUAUAAGUACCGCUUUCCGAACCUCCGGUCGAAACUCCUCGUUCACAUACGAAACUCUCUCGAUUCAGUUUGCUCACAAGUCACAACCCACCCUUACCCACGUCUCCGUCUCGAUUCAGUUGGCGGAUGGCCGCAUCAGCGAAGGCUCCGUUUUACCUAAGUUGGUACAGGGCUUUCUUGCCCAACGGUAAUUGCAGGAAGGAAGUUCGCUACUAUCUGAAACGCAGUGACGGACUAUCAGAUCUUGCAGUUGUCGGAACCGAAAAAGGUACCAGGCAUAUGUCAUAUAACUACGCAAUAAAGGACGUGUCUUUGAUAUCGGCAUCGUGCCCUCUGUCUGUUCCAAAGCUCCGGAAACGAAGAGAAGUCGUCGAUUGGCUUAAUUCUAUUGUUUCAGAUAUGCUUCAUCCUCAAGACACCAGGGAAGCAUGUGGAACCAGCAAAAAUAUAGCUUCAGGCUUGAAUGCAUCGAAUACAUUGGAGGAUGUUGUGUUGCAGAGAUCUGAACAGCCUUUCAAAACAUUUACUUGGGUAGGGUCUCCACGGGCUGUUAAGAAGAACCGUUCUCACUAUAUAUCAUUCUGCAGGAAUGGUGUUAGAAUUUCUGUUCAUGACUUUGUUUAUGUGUUAGCUGAAUUUGACAAGCGGCUUGUUGCUUACCUGGAUGACAUGUAUGAAGACAGCAGAGGAAACAGAAUGGUUGUGGUACGCUGGUUUCACAAAAUUGAUGAAGUUGAUAUUCUUUUGCCUAAUAAUAACUAUAAUGACAGAGAGAUUUUAUUUUCUCUUUGUCUUCAAAACCUCAGUAUUGAGUGCGUAGAUGGACUGGCGACUGUCCUCAGUCCUCAGCAUUAUCAGAGUUUGGUUAGCUUACCAAACCACACACAUACGGGACCAUUUGUUUGCCAUAGGCUCUUUGAUAAUGAUGAGCUCAAGUCCUUUGAUAUAACCAGCGUUAAAGGCUACUGGAGACAAGAGCUAUUAAAACAUCACAUGUCUUUCUCAUCGCCCAAAAAAAUGCACUCAGAGGAAUUUAGCGGUGACAUUGUUGGAAACAGGCCUUACAAAAGGCUACGCAUUUCAAAAGACUCUGUACCAAGGAAGUGGGCGUUUAAGUCUCCCCAAAAGCAAUGCAAUGGUAGUUCUCUGGCACCCAUGGAAAUAAGCAAUUCCAAUGAAGCUUGUCUUGAUGUCAUGUUACAUAGGAAAGAUACAGUCAGAGAGGAGCAUGUCCUGAAAUUUGACAUUGGUUCCCAAGUUGAAAUAAUGUCUCAAGAUAGUGGCCUUAGGGGGUGUUGGUUCAGAGGUGUGGUGAUUAAGAAGCACAAGAACAAGGUGAAAGUGCAGUAUAAAGAUGUCAAAGAUGCUGAAGAUGAAGCUAAGAAUCUUGAGGAGUGGGUUUUGUCAACAAAGUUAGCCGCACCAGAUAAAUUUGGUCUCCGGAUUAAUGGGCGAACUUUACUCAGACCUUCUCCUUCACCUCGUAAGGGCAGAGUCUCAUGGGCAUUUAAUGUUGGUGUAUCUGUUGAUGCAUGGUGGAAUGCGGGGUGGUGGGAGGGCAUUGUUGUCCAGAAAGAAUCUGAAAACUGGUUACAUAUAUAUUUUCCAGGGGAGAAACAAACACAGAUCUUUAGUCACGAUAACUUGAGGCAUUCACAAGAAUGGUUGAUCGAUGGUUGGAAGCAUCUAAAGGAAAAUCCUGAUCUAAUCCCUGUGUUGUGUGGUGGUGUGCAAACAGUGACGGGGGCAGUAAAGGAGUCACUUGAUCAUGUCAUAUGCACCGAUAUUGAUGCCUCAGUUCGUUGUGCUCACCACAGACCUGAGAAACCACCUAAAGUCAACGUUGUGUUUGCUAAACAAGGCAAUUUGGAUGGGUUGGGAGGGGCCAGUGAUUUAUCUAAAGAUAACCGACUUGGUCAGUUGCAGUGGAAGUCAUUUAGGAAGAGAAGGUUAUCCCGAAGCCCUCCUGUUAACAAGGCACAUUUUGGCUUCAACAAAAAUCAGAAUGUCAAUGAGGAAUCCAACAGCUUCUUUUCCUCGUCACUGAAGGCAGACCCUGGAAAUUGUAAAUAUAUGACCGAUUCCCUCUUCAAUUCAUCUGUUGUCUCUCCAUUGAACAGCCUUGUUAUGUCUCAGUGAGAAAGGUCUUAUAAUUUUGAGGCAGUUCCUUUUUAACAACCGCAUGAAGAGAAGAUGUUUCAAAAAGAUUUGAAGCAGUUCCAUGGGCGGUUGGCUAGCUUCUUCUCUGAGAGAUUUUUGUUGCUGGAAAUGUAUAUAGUGAAGAAGCUUGUAAGGCAGGGGUAUUUAAGAAGUCCAUAGCGCUGUAGGAAUUUGGUUAGAAUCUAUCAUCAUCUAACCGUUAGAUGAUAGGUAACACUCUGGUGUGUAUAAAUUGUCCAGUGCCAUUUAUAUCAUCAGGAAAGCAAUUUUGAUGAUUCAGAAAGUCAUGCCCCCUCCCAUGUCCAUCUCUACAUGUUCAUAGAGUUCACAGGCCCCUAUACUAAAAAAGUAAACAUGUAGGCGCAUGCAUUGAAAAACACCAAUCAAGUCAUUCUCUUUUUGUACUUUAGAUAGCAGUUGAGCAGACCACUUCUUGAACUUAAACAUAUAAUACAAUAUGUAAAUUGUAUCAAUUUUUAAAAACAUAGGAAAGUAAAUUUAUACAGUAAUACAGAUGACCUCUCCAUUCUUGAGACGCAUGUUUG
Molecule: messenger RNA, 2846 nt
Organism: Cuscuta europaea
Lineage: Eukaryota; Viridiplantae; Streptophyta; Magnoliopsida; Solanales; Convolvulaceae
Source: the annotation of a GenBank genome assembly